AUGGGAUGCUGUUUCUCUGAGCCAGUAGAUUUCGACGGCGAGGUCAACCUCUAUCACUUUGACCUCCACCGCGCUGUGGGGAAGGGCGCUUUUGGAAAGGUCCGCGUUGUUGAACACAAGCGAUCCAAGAAGCUCUAUGCCCUCAAGUACAUCGACAAGACACGCUGCAUAAAACAGAAGGCUGUCGCGAACAUCAUCCAAGAACGGAGAUUGCUCGAAGAAAUCGACCACCCUUUCGUCGUCAACCUGCGCUAUGCAUUCCAGGACGACGAGAACUGCUUUUUCGUCCUCGACUUGAUGUUGGGUGGCGACCUCCGAUUCCACUUGGAACGCAAAGGCCACAUCCCGGAGAACGUCGUGCGAUUCUGGGUAGCUGAGCUCUCCAGCGCGGUUGACUACCUGCACCGACAGCGGAUAAUCCAUCGUGAUAUCAAGCCCGACAACAUCCUCCUCGACUCGGAAGGUCAUGCCCACCUCACCGACUUCAACGUCGCAAUCCACUACUCCUCGUCACGUCUACAUUCCUCCGUGGCUGGCUCCAUGGCCUACAUGGCACCCCAGGUGGUGUCACGGAAGGGAUACAGUUGGCAGAUUGAUUGGUGGAGUUUGGGAGUCACAGCCUACGAGCUGAUCUACCACAGGCGACCGUUUGAUGGUCGGAAUGCAGAGAAGAUGACACAGAGUAUCAUGAAGGAUACAUUGAAGUUCCCUGGAAGGGAAAGCGGAGAGGACGAGAAAGAGAGGGAAAAGGAGUCGUGGUGCAGUGACGAUGGGGUUAGCGCUUUGAGAGCGUUCAUCGAACGAGACCCUCAUCAGCGCCUAGGUUGCAAACCGGACGCACGCGGUUUGGAAGAUGUGAAACGACAUCCGUGGUUUAGAAAAAUCGACUGGGACGCGCUCGAGAGCAAGACGAUCCAGCCACCGUUUGUACCUGACACGUUUAUCGAGAGCGAUCGUACUGACGCGAAGCUCGCGUAUGAACAGAUGAAGCAAGCCAACUUUGACGUCUCACACGAACUGGACGAGUUCCUCAUGGUCGAAAAGCCGCUUACCCACUCCAAACGAAAGGCCAACCCCGAUCUCGAGAAAAUGAAGCCUGAACUGCGUCAACUGGAGGAGCAAUUCACCGUGUAUGACUUUACAUCUUCCAAACGCCUGUCUUAUUACCCCCACAACCAGCCCAUAGUUGCACUCACAGGGACCGAGUCUGGUGACACCGACCGGACGCUGGCGGGUACGAUUAUUGCAACGCAGACUAUGGUUGAGCGGAGUCAGGCAGGAUCGCCUAUCCAGGGCUUGGAGAGCCAAGGAGGGUAUGACGGAGGUUACCAGAGGCAUCAAAUGUCGAUUGAUCAGCAGAGAGGGUACACUGGGAGUGAAGUCAACACCAGCAAAGAAGACAGUCGAUCCAGUAUUCAAGGCCGCAGAGGCCGCAACAUGCGCAUAUUCAACACCAACAAUAUCAGCAUCCGUCACAACCACGGCCGUCCUCGUAAACGCAUUAUAUCUCAAGUCCCUGAGAACUUGUUAUGA
Molecule: messenger RNA, 1533 nt
Organism: Coprinopsis cinerea okayama7#130
Lineage: Eukaryota; Fungi; Basidiomycota; Agaricomycetes; Agaricales; Psathyrellaceae
Product: AGC/YANK protein kinase
Exons: 9
Coding region: 1-1533 (510 amino acids)
Biological process (GO): protein phosphorylation
Molecular function (GO): protein serine/threonine kinase activity; ATP binding
Source: RefSeq, a predicted model, not a curated record